Molecule: messenger RNA, 4111 nt
Organism: Gossypium arboreum
Lineage: Eukaryota; Viridiplantae; Streptophyta; Magnoliopsida; Malvales; Malvaceae
Product: protein FAR-RED IMPAIRED RESPONSE 1-like
Exons: 9
Coding region: 992-3742 (916 amino acids)
Biological process (GO): regulation of DNA-templated transcription
Molecular function (GO): zinc ion binding
Source: RefSeq, a predicted model, not a curated record
AGAAAAAAAAGGUUGCGUUAAGUGCACUAAAGCAAAGGUGAGCACCAGGAGGUGCAGCACGAGAAUCAUUCUCCUGGGCAAUUAGAGGUGUUAUCUAAGUCAGAGAUUUAAAUUGCGGUUACGGCCGCGAUUCGUUUGUCUCGGUUAUGGACAUAAUAGAUAUUAUUGCGGUCACUGCAAAUAUCGCGAUCCUGAAAUUUUUUUUUUAAAUUUACACAACUUAUUAUAAAACAUAAUAGCGAUUUUGGCUGUAAUAAUUUUGGACGGUGCCGCUACCCACUAUAUAGAGACCACUAUAGUAAUAUCAGACCGCUAUUUAAAUCCCUAAUCCAAACACUUCAUUAAUGAGAUUUAACACAAAAACUGAUUCAAACACAUUGAAAUGGGCUAACUGUUCAUCUAAAAGAGGCCAGCUGAGUUGAAACGAUGUGUUGUGGGAAACAUUGCAUAAAAGUCGAGGUUAAGAUUGAAUAGAACGGAGCGGUGCCAACUAUUAGGAACACCAGUUUUGGAGUGACUGGAAGACGGAGAUCGAAGAUGGUGAGAGAUUUGCCUAACCUAAGAAAAUUCAAUGAACUGAUGAAGGAGAAAAAUGGAGGAUUUGAUUUAGGGAUUUUGAUUUGGGGUUUGAAUGAAAUAAUGAAGAAGAAUAAUGGAGAGUUUAAUUUAGGGCUUUUUGAAGAAGAAGAAUGUAUUUGGGAGUUUGAAUGAGCUCAUGAUUGAUGAAGAACUAAAGUAAAGAAAAACGGAUGCGAUUGAUUUGGUGUAGGGGGAAUUGGGAAAAUGGUGGAGCUAGUUGGGGCGGAUGAGCUUUUGGGGAAAAUGGGGUGAAGUAAAAGCCUAAAAAGUUUCAAAUAUUUCAAAAUUAAUUUUUUUUAAAAUUUUUUAAGAACCAUUUAAAUUUAUAGUUUUAUAUCGAUUUGCGGAUUUUGGUAGGGAAGAAAAUAAAAGCAAACUUUGGACUUAUAGUUUUACCGAUUUGCGGAUUUUGAUGGGCCUUUGGUUGAAGGCUUUGUUUUUUUUCUUAUGUACAUGUAUUUGUGCCCUUUUCCUUUUAUCUUUGGGCUCACGAAGAUGGGGAGGCAGGAAGGACAGGACGACUAUUUCUAUCUAUUUCCUACAUACACUCUUACCCGCCUGCCUGCCUCUGCUUACUCAUCCCAUCCUCCAUCCUCAGUGGGUGGAUUACUUUGCGUUUAUGAAAAGACUAAUUAAUGCUUCCCACGCUUUUCCUCACACACAAUCAUCACAAGGAAGUGAACAACUAACUAAUAUGGUUGAUAGUAGUAGUGAUGACAGAGUCAGAUCCUCAUCUGUUGACGCUGCUAGAUUUCACAAGGAAUAUGGACUUGAUGGAUUGGAAUUUGAUUCCAAAGAGGAAGCAUUUUCGUUUUACAAACAAUAUGCCAAAUCUUCAGGCUUUUCUUCCAUAAUAAAAGCUAGCCGUCGUUCAAGAAUAUCUGGUAAGUUCAUCGAUGCAAAAUUUGUAUGUACUAGAUAUGGAAAUGACCCAGAGUCUCCUCUACCUGCAUUUGCCACAACCAUUCCUGUCAAGAAGAAGAGAGGCAGACUUAACCGAUCAUGGUCUAAAACAGACUGCAAAGCUGGUAUGCAUGUUAAGAGAAGGCAAGAUGGAAGGUGGAUUGUUUGUAGUUUCAUAAAGGAGCAUAACCAUGAUACAUUCCCGGACCAAGGAUAUUACUCCAGAGGUCAUACACCUUUAGCUCUAGGUAACAGUGAUGUCAGUGCUACCGCUGGAAGAGCUAAAAAAAUGCAUCUUGCCACCUCCACACAAUCUGGUGGGCGCAAGAAACUUGAUCAUCAUACAGCUGGUGACUCAAAUCGAUUUCGUAGCUGUCAGCUAUUGGGUCUAGAGGAGGGGGAUCUUCAAGUUUUACUUGAUCGUUUUAACCAUAUGCAAGAUGAAAAUCCCAACUUCUUUUACGCAAUGGACCUCAAUGAAGAACAGCGCUUGAGAAAUGUGUUUUGGAUUGAUGCCAAAGGGAGGCUUGAUUAUAGCUAUUUUGAUGAUGUGGUUUUUCUUGACACCACAUAUAUCAAGAAUGAUUAUAAACUACCAGUUGUGCCCUUCAUUGGUGUAAAUCAUCACCUUCAGUUUCUGUUACUUGGUUGUGCAUUAGUUGCUGAUCAAACAAAAUCAACUUAUGUCUGGUUAAUGCAAGCAUGGCUUAGAGCAAUGGGUGGAAAUGCUCCUAAAGUGAUACUAACUGAUCACGACAAAGCAUUGAAAGCAGCUGUAGUAGAGGCCUUUCCUGAUUCCCGCCAUUGUUUUUGCUUGUGGCAUGUACUUAGCAAGAUACCAGAGAAGCUCGGUAAUGUCCUGGGGCAACAUGAAAAUUUCAUGGCCAAAUUUGAUGAAUGCAUCUCUAAAUCCUAUAUGGAUGAACAGUUUGAAAAUAAAUGGUUGGAAUUGGUUGAUGCGUUCAACUUAAGAAAUAACCUCUGGUUUCAAUCGCUAUAUGAAGAUCGUAAAAAGUGGGUGCCAACCUAUAUGAGAGGCGUUUUUCUUGCAGGGAUGUCCACAGUGCAACAAUCAGACAGUGUAAGCUCUCUCUUUGACAAAUAUCUACAAAGGAAAACCAUGCUAAAAGAGUUCUUGGACCAGUAUAAAACAAUUUUGCAAGAGAAGCCUGAAGAGGAAGCUAAGGCUGAUUUUGAAACUGGGCAUAAACCACCUGGAUUGAAAUCUCCAUCACUUUUUGAGAAACAAAUGGCACCUUUGUACACACAUGCAAUAUUUAAAAAAUUUCAGGUUGAGGUUUUGGGAGGAAUCGCUUGUCAUCCAAUGAAGGAAAGAGAAGAGAGAGGCACUAUGACUUUUAAGGUUCAAGACUUUGAGAAAAAUCAAGAAUUCAUUGUGGUGUGGAAUGAUACAACAUCAGAUAUAUCUUGUUUAUGUCGUGGUUUUGAAUUUAAUGGUUUUCCUUGUCGACAUAUACUGAUUAUUUUACAGUUGUCUGGGGUACAAAGCAUCCCUUCACAGCUUAUAUUGAAACGUUGGACAAAGGAUGCAAAGCACAGUCAAACUACAGUAAAACAGUCUGAUGUUGUUGAGACUAGAAUGCGACGUUACUAUGAUCUUUGCCAACGAGCCUUUAAAUUGGGUGAUGAAGGAUCUCUGUCUCAAGAGAGUUACAAUAUUAUAUUCAAUGCUCUGGAAGAAGCAUUGGGAAAAUGCGCGAGUGUCAAUUACACAAUUCAGAAUAUUACAGGACCAAUGUCAGCAGAAACUCAAGGCCCUCAUCACUUUGAAGAAGAGAACCAAAAUAGCAGCACUACCAAGGAAGUAAAAAGGACUAAAACGACCCUUAGAGAGGGAUAUCCAGAAACAGAGAUCUCAAACACUGGGAGAUGCUAUAGCUGGCAACAACUGGGUCUAUCAAAUAUACGAGUUCCGAGUCCUGAAUGUUCUUAUGAGUCGCAAGAGAACAGGCAUAGGAUGGAACAACUGCAUUCAAGAACUCCAGCUCUCAAUAGCUAUUUCGGCACCCAACAACUUAUGCAGGGACAGUUGAGCUCUACUGGUCCACCACACGAUGCUCAUUGCAUUACUCAACAAAGAAUGAAUGGGAUGGGGCAGUUACCCUUCAGACCGCAAAGUAUUUCCAGUUGUUAUGACAUUCAGGAUGGUUUACAAGAAAUGGACCAGCCUAAUGCAGGAUCCUCUCAGUUGCUCGGUAUGGCAUCAAAAAAGCUGCAUUCCAAACACAUCUCUAAAUAGGUGACACUAUAGAGCCAGUCUAACAAAGGUAGGGUUGAGUGUUGAGAGAAUUUACAACAGAGGCUGCUUGAUAUACCAACUUGAAGAUGCUAACAAACACACACACAUAUAUAUGUAUGUAUGUAUAUAAUUUCUUUUACUAUUAGUGUAUUUUUCAUGAUUAAUUCUAGUGUCUCGGUGAGGCUGCCGUAGUAGCACCUAUGCAAAUGAUAUUUUAGCGCUUGGCUUGGUUUGGCUUUAGCUUUUUGGGAAUGAUUUAUGGCUGUCGAACUCUUUUUGAAAGAGGCUUGCCAUUUGUAAAUUAUACAAAUACUGUAUUCUUUUGUUGUACUGAUAAUAAGUUAUAUGUUUCUGAAGUUACUGUUAGAA